CCGCUCUCUGUCCGCCCCCCCGCGCAUCCCCGCGCGUCCCCCCGCUGCCCUUCCUCGCCGCAGUCGGCCCAACUUACCAGUGGACUGUUUAUCGAUGGAAUGGAAAUGUUAUUGUUUGAUGUUUGCAACGAGGUUCGACCGACUCGGCGAGCGGCGCGGGCGCGGGCGACGGGCGGCGGGGCGCGGAGAGCAGAACGUACACUCGUUUACGCUCCGAUUAAUUAGCUCGUUACUCGUUAUAGUUUUAGUUAGACUGCCUUAUGUAUAUUGCUCAUAUACUCGCACACGUCAAACAAACGAAGGGUGUCGAUUAGUACUGUCAACCUUCGAUAAACACCCAAUUAGACCCGAAGACAUCGUUGUCAAGACAUUAUGCCGAAUGUCCGUACGCACCGUUCAAUCUACCGAUACCGUUCCGCUACCGUCAGUCGGGUGUUGAACGGCGACCAUUCCCGGCGACUUUAGUACAAAGACAGCGGAAGAUGCAACAGUAGCACGAGGCGGCCGCAGUCGCGCACUAAGUAAUAGUGUUACUGUCAACGCGAACUUUUAUUGUAAUUCCAGGGCAAAAUUAAAUUUAGUAAGGAGAGUAUCAGGAAGUACGAAGUAUAUUUUAAGCCUGAAAAAAAUAGAACUUUCUUCGUUUUUUAAAAAGCUUCGAAACAGUUAGUGCGACACGGCGCAGCGGUAUCUAAUGUAUGGUCGAGCUGGAAAGGCGAGGUCCUGCUCCGCGCGUAAUGUCGUGCACCGUGCCGACACCGCAUCGGCAUCUCGCAUACAUCGUGGCGCUGCCCGAGCGGCGCGCGGGGCGGCAUGAUCGGCGGGAGCUUACCGGCCCUGAGGCUCGCAUUCCCGGAACACGAGUCAUUAGCUAUUUCCAAGGCUCGUCAUUCGCCGCUACAAUAGCCACAAUCUUUUGCACUAGCUUUCUAGAUAAAGGGUCGCAGGUGAGUAAUGCGUUGUAUGGGGGGAGCGGGCGCGGGGCGCGGCAGGUACACGUGACGUCAUGCACUGCCACUCAUCGCUUCGGUAAUUAACGAGUUCGCCUAUGAAUGGCUGGAACACUGGAAGGCACCGGAAAAUAGGCUCGUGCAAAUAACAAGCUUCAUACGCGUAACAUGUUUGUGUACAACAUUCACAGUUUAAGCAACAACAGAAGGUACUAUAUUUUCUAUUGAUAGUCUCACGCCAUAGCAUCGGUGUUUCCAUGUGUGUGCGUGUAUUUGUUACGUCCGAUCAGUGAGAUGUCGAUCGGUCCCAAGACUAGUCCUCUUCCUCUUCCCACCUUUAGGAAAAGAAGAGGAUUUAGUGUGGCAGGGCGAGCAAGGGGAUGGGAAAGGGGAUUCUUUUUUAUGUCCAGUAAAAGUAAGUAACGCAUCUGUUGUAUAGCUCAUUACAGAUGCCCAUGGGUAGCGGUCACUCUGCUAUUUUAACGAUACUAGUGAUCAAGUAGCAGCUUGCUCGAAUACCACCUAGGGUAAAAAAGCGGACCACAAAAACUAACCCGCUGGCCGUUUAUCCUCGCGAUGACAAAAGUUGGGAAAUGUUUUGACUCCGCUAAUCCAAACACACAAACGGAUUAGGAAACACAUGUCGGAGUUGUUACUCCGAGGCGAGUGGUGAGCCGGCGGGGAGACAGCGGGGCGGCGGCCGGGCUGCCUCAGUCUACGGCCGGGACGUCGUGCCGUGCGCGCCGCGGGGCGCCGCCGCAUCUCCGCUAAUGCGAUAAAAUUUAUAGGUUCCCGGGAACGUGGCGACCGGCAUGUGCGUGCGACAUCUUUAUGCGCUCUUCAAGGAAAACUUGUUAAAAUUAUAAUCGCGAGGCCGCGCGCUCGCGCCCGCUGUGUUUUAACUUAAAUUGUCGCCUCUCUGCCCUGCGCCCUCGACGACAGAUUACAUUUUUUUCUCACAUUUUUAAUAGCUAUCUAAAAGUAGUUAUCUUCGAACGCGUUUUUGUCACUAACUACGACAUUUUCCUUUAUUAUCGAGGAGAUCGUGAUUUACUCAUGCUAGAGAUUUUAAAAUAAUUUUUCUCUAUCUAAGGAAAUGCAUUUCGUCUCACGUUUAUAUAGCCGAGGAAAUGGUCUGUGUCUGACCUUAUUGGUAUAAUUUCGUUACAUUCUGGGGGCUGUUGAAACCUUACCCUUAUUUUGUAACUUCUUCUGAGAAUCUCGUUCCAGCGGUGCUUGCGUGGAAACUCUACUCUCAAAGGUCGAACCUCAUAUCCCGCCGUUGCCUCAGCGAGUCUUAAGGUAGCGCACCCGGGGUUUACGAUACGAUGUGACAACGCCUUCACCCUUGUCCCAGACGAGCAGAGGCGACGCCUCCCUCCAUUGCAUGUCGGUUUAACCAUCAUAGCGUAAUAUAAGUACUAACUUAUCAUCUAACAUGUGCCUUAUUGACAGACGAUUUAUUGGCCAUAUUUAAUAUUCAUCCAUGGAUGUUCGCUUAAUACAUAAGCAUAACGACGUAUUUACAAGAUCGAUCCGGGCCGGCCAUAGGUGCAGCGGCGGGCGACGGGUGGCGGGCGGCAAGCGACGGGCAAGCGCCGGACAAGACAAAGGAGUAUGUAUAAAUGGAGUAUAAUGUGAUCGCGUCCCCUCGCCCGGACACGGGAGCCCAUUGGUCGCCCGCCGAAUAAAACUAGAUCGGAUGCGGCCGCACCGCGCACCGCGCCCCGCCACCCGCCACCCGUCGUCCGCCGCCCGCUGCGCCCCUCGACCCGCGCGCGGCGAGCAGCGGGCACGCUCAGCGCACCGUUGGCGCGCGAAGCGCCAGUGUACGCACGACCGUCGCGCGAGCAGCACGCCGCACCGUGCGGUACGUAGUGAACCAGUGAGCAUGCUGCACGACGCCUGGCCCGGCGCCUGGCACCGCGCCGAAACCAUCGAGUUGGACGCGCUCAUCGCGGAGGUUAACAACAACUGCAUGAAAGAGGGCGAGGCGGAGUGCGGCGACAGCCCGCCCCCGGCCGCCUGCUACCAGGAGCUGCGGCCGGCACACGCGCGCGACAUGCAGGCCUACGCGCUGGACGAGCCGCUCUUCAAGGGCGAGUACGCGCGCGCGCGCAGCCCCGAGCGCAGCCCGCCGCGCUUGCACUACGAGCCCUACGCACCGCCGCCCGCCUACGGCCACGACCACCACGGUGACGGGUCGGGCACGAGCGGCGGAGCGGGGGCGAGCGCGGGCGGUGGCGCUGGCGCGGUGUACGCGCGAUGCGGGUACACCGCCGGUUCGCCCUACUUCGGCAACGGUGCAGACUUGCCUCAGGCCCAGAUGUGGACCUCAAGCGCGGGUGGGUCGCCAAACUACAGCAGCGGCGUGUUGGAGGAGUACGAGCAAACUGAGAGCGAGGGCGGUGGCGGAAACGCGGGCGGAGGUGCGGGGGGCGCGCUGCCCGCCUUCAGCGCCCGCUUCGGCGGCGCCUUCGUGCACCGGCAGCCUGCGUACGCGCCGCAGCCGCUGGCCGGCUACCCGCACCAGGAGGCGUGGGCGCUGGACGCGCGCCGACCGCAGCUGUCAGCCGCCGCCAGCCUCAGCGCCAUCGAGAUGGCGGAGUUUUUCACGAUCGGGCGCGAGUGCGUCAACUGCGGUGCCAUUCACACGCCGCUGUGGCGGCGCGACGGCACCGGCCACUACCUCUGCAACGCGUGCGGCCUCUACAACAAGAUGAACGGCAUGAACCGUCCGCUGAAGCAGCCCCGGCGGCUGGUACGUCAGCGGCACGCGGCCGCCCCGCCCGCGCCCGACAUGGGCAGCAAGCGGCCCGGACUGACGUGUAGCAACUGCGGCACCUCCACCACGUCACUGUGGCGGCGCAACGUGCACGGCGAGACCGUGUGCAACGCGUGCGGCCUCUACUACAAGCUGCACGGCAUCAAUCGCCCACUCGCCAUGAAGAAGGACUCCAUACAGACGAGGAAGCGAAAACCAAAGAAUUCUAUGAAGGGGGAAAGGAAUCUCAGUAAAAGCAAUUCGCACGGUACGCACGGUGCGCAUAGCACGCACGGCGCACACGCCACGCACGGCACGCACGGCGCACACGGCGCGCACACGCCGCAUGCCGCCUCCAACGCGGUGCCCUCUACUGUCAAACUAGAGAACAUGUUGGAGAACGGUCCGGGCGUCAUCAGCGUGGGCAACGCGGAGAGCCGCGCGGCGCUAGCACUCGGAUACUACGUGCAGCACGCCAUCAAACUGGACGAGCCGCCGCCCGCGCACGCCCACUCCGCACACGCCGCCCACGUCGCGCACGCCGCCCACGCCGCGCACAUGUACGAGGAGGAGUACCGGCGAGCCGAGAGCGGCGAGCGCAGCGCCGCCGUAUCGCUGGCCAGCUGAAUCACUCGCGUCGCCGCCCGGCUGGGUGCACGCCGCUGGGUGCACGGCGCUGGGUGCACGGCGCUGGGUACACGCCGCCGGGUGCACGCCGCUGGGUGCACGCCGCUGGGUGCACGCCGCUGGGUACACGCCGCCGGGUGCACGCCGCCCAGCGGUCGGUUUUAUCGAGACAUGAGCUAUAGUGAAUAUUUUUAUGUUAUUUAUGUAGUCCCUAGUACAAUUGUACCAAAAAUUUGUCUAUGAGCGUGCACGCGCAGGGUCGCCGUGUCUUCGAUGCGGCGCCAGUCGACAAUCAGCUGUUACCAAAAGCCGGCGCGGGCACUCGCUCCCACACAUUCCUAUGUCGUGCUCGGCUCGGCGCGUACACUUAAGAUAUAUGUUAAUAAUAAUAUUAGCGAGAAGGCUGUUCGUUGAUAAUAAAUUUUAUUGAUAUUAUUUAGUAAGUAAUGAAACGCUAGUUAACUCCAUGACUUCGAAAACAUUCCACGAAUUUAUAUGUGUGUUAGUUCGUGAAGAGCCCAGCCCGCCGUCUACCCCGCACCGGCCCGCACCGCCCGGCACCGCUCCGCCACCGCCGCCUAUCUAUUUAUAAGGUUUAUUAAUAAACGAUAAAAGUGAAUGUGCUAUAAUAAUGCAUUCAAUUAUAUAUGUACAAAGGCCUCGGCUGGCGGUAUUCUCUAAAGCCUCCUCUGUAUGAAAAGCAGAAAUAAUAACCAAUAGAAAGCCGCUUUUUAAAGCAAUUUUUUCGUAAAAAAGGUCAAUUGAUGUAAAAAUAGCGCGUUUAAUAUUAAAAUCAAUGCGAAGAAAUUUAAGUUAUUGACGAGGUGCAAGGCAAGGCAAGUGUUUCUGUAACACCGCGCACGAACGCGACUGUACCUGGGUAUAUUUUAUAUUUGAUUUUGUGCACUGAUUGUGU
Molecule: messenger RNA, 5257 nt
Organism: Papilio machaon (common yellow swallowtail)
Lineage: Eukaryota; Metazoa; Arthropoda; Insecta; Lepidoptera; Papilionidae
Product: transcription factor GATA-5
Exons: 9
Coding region: 2653-4341 (562 amino acids)
Biological process (GO): negative regulation of transcription by RNA polymerase II; positive regulation of transcription by RNA polymerase II; cell fate commitment
Molecular function (GO): zinc ion binding; DNA-binding transcription factor activity, RNA polymerase II-specific; RNA polymerase II cis-regulatory region sequence-specific DNA binding
Source: RefSeq, a predicted model, not a curated record